This is a messenger RNA of Catharus ustulatus (Swainson's thrush), 912 nucleotides long. It is a transcript of the gene HOXC13, whose product is annotated as homeobox C13. The transcript has 2 exons. Lineage: Eukaryota; Metazoa; Chordata; Aves; Passeriformes; Turdidae. Gene Ontology annotation, molecular function: DNA-binding transcription factor activity, RNA polymerase II-specific; RNA polymerase II cis-regulatory region sequence-specific DNA binding. The coding region runs from base 1 to 912 and encodes 303 amino acids. The record is from RefSeq and is a predicted model, not a curated record. Gene Ontology annotation, biological process: regulation of transcription by RNA polymerase II.
AUGACGGCUCCGCUCGGGCUCCCCCCGCGCUGGCCGGAGCCGCUCGGCUGCCGCUGCGAGGACGCCCCGCGGGAGAAGCCGCGCAUGGAGAGCUUGGGCCACUGCCGGGAGACUUUGGGCCACUGCCGGGAGAGCCUGGGCCACUGCCGGGAGAGCCUGGGCCACUGUCGCGACAUGCUGCCGCACGCCGGGCCGGCCGCGCCCCCGGCCGAGGGAGCGGCGUUCGCGGAGCUGGCGAGCGCGGAGCCGGCGCGGCAAUGCCCGUCGGGGCCGCCGGCGCUGGGCUACGGCUACCCCGCCUUCGGCGCGGGCUACUACGGCUGCCGCCUGAACCUGCAGCAGAAGCCCUGCGGCUACCACCCUCCCGACAAGUUCGCCGAGGCGGGCGGCUCGCUGGCGGGCGAGGAGCUGCCGGCGCGGGCCAAGGAGUUCGCCGCCUUCUACCCGGGCUUCCCGGGCUCGUACCAGGCCGUGCCGGGCUACUUGGACGUGUCGGUGGUGCCGGCGCUGGGCGCGCACCCGGAGCCGCGGCACGAGGCUUUGCUUCCCAUGGAAGGCUACCAGCCCUGGGCGCUGGCCAACGGCUGGGACGGGCAAGUGUACUGCUCCAAGGAGCAGCCGCAGCCCGCGCACCUCUGGAAGUCGCCCUUCCCAGACGUGGUCCCGCUGCAGCCCGAGGGCAGCAGCUUCCGCCGGGGCCGCAAGAAGCGCGUCCCGUACUCCAAGGUGCAGCUGAAGGAGCUGGAGAAGGAGUACGCGGCGAGUAAAUUCAUCACCAAAGAGAAGCGGCGCCGCAUCUCGGCCAGCACCAACCUGUCCGAGCGCCAGGUCACCAUCUGGUUCCAGAACCGCCGCGUCAAGGAGAAGAAGGGGGUGAGCAAAGCCAAGCCCGGGCACCUGCACAACACCUGA